Messenger RNA from Aphanomyces invadans, 1489 nucleotides. RefSeq lists its product as hypothetical. Lineage: Eukaryota; Oomycota; Saprolegniomycetes; Saprolegniales; Verrucalvaceae. The record is from RefSeq and is a predicted model, not a curated record. The coding region runs from base 16 to 1257 and encodes 413 amino acids. The transcript has a single exon. Gene Ontology annotation, molecular function: protein binding.
GUCAGAUCCGUGGCCAUGGCGACACCUUGUGCUGCCGUGUUGCUCGAUCCAGCCGUGGUGCGCAUCGUGAGCGCAUUCCAGAACGGAAUCUACGAAGAUUUAGUGCCAUUGCGCAGCCUUCGACCGCCAAACUUGCGCAGUCGGUACUUUUUCCCCCAAGACACCAUCACAAAGAACGCAGAGUUGCUUGAGCCAUGGCUUACAUCCUACAAGACAACUCGCAUCCAACGCUCGAUCGGGGCCUUUGAACGAUUUCAACUGUGUCUGACGGUGCACGCCAUCUUCGUGGGUGACCUGUCUCUAGUUGGGUUUCUGGACGAGCAUGGGCUCGUUCCAGUCGACGAAGCCCUGAUCGACAUUGCCGCCCGCUACGGCCACAUGCCCAUCGUAGAGUACCUUCACCCACGGAGUACUGCAACGACGCACGCGAUGGAUUGGGCCGCAUCCAGAGGUCACUUGAAGAUCGUCCAAUUCCUACAUGAACUUCGCCAAGAGGGCUGCACAACGAGUGCCAUGUCGGGUGCUGCCGCGGGCGGUCACCUAGACGUCAUCCAGUUCCUGCACGCAAAUCGUACUGAAGGAGCUUCGCACAAGGCGAUGGACAACGCCGCAGACCAGGGCCAUUUGGAUAUUGUGCAGUUUUUGCAUGCGAAUCGCACGGAAGGGGCGUCGUCAAAGGCAAUCGAUUGGAGUGCCAGCAAGGGCCACUUGGCGAUUGUCGAAUGGCUGCACUGGAACCGCGCAGACGGCGCAACGACGGAUGCGCUGGACUGGGCAUCGACCAACGGCCACACCGACGUCGUCCAGUUUUUGUUGGCUCACCGGACAGAAGGUGGGACGUUCAAAGCAAUGGAUGGUGCCGCCCGAAAUGGCCAUUUGGACGUGCUGAAAAUCCUCCACGCGCACGGCUUGACAUGCACGACGGAUGCGAUGGACUUUGCGGCACAAAAUGGAUAUGUGGACGUCCUGGAGUGGCUGCAUCACGUGUCAGCAACGUGCACGGAGGAAGCGAUGACGGGGGCCGCGUCCAAGGGAUUCAUCGACGUUGUCAAGUGGCUUGUUAUCCAUGAUAAACCGUGCGACGAUGGCAAAGUGCUGUGUACCGCCGCGGAAGAAAACCACUUGGAGCUCGUCAUGUGGCUGUGGGAGCACGGAAAGCAAGCGUGUGGCACAAAAGCUAUGCACAAAUCCAUGUCUCGCGGGCAUGUCGACGUCGUCGACUAUCUCUACGCAGCCUUGCACACUUCGUCGUCCUGAGUGCGCCCAUAGAAGCGUGCUCGCCAUCAAAGCGUUGAACGUCCUUGCGACGCUCCUUCCAACCUGGUGAUCUCUGGCACUGGUCCGCCAGCCAACUCCAAGAUCGCUUCGUCCCGUCACCCUCACCACCGCGGCAAUCCACUUCAACGACAGCUACAACACGUCCAGAGGCACGAAUCAAUUUAAUCGCCCGACGCAUUCGGUUGAUCUUGUCGAUUUGUUUGCGUGAAGA